UGUUAUGUUUAAAGUCCAGCAGGUGGACGGUCCGGGGCUGGGACACCUGGGUCCCUUGGCAGUAUCUGAGACAUGAUCGGCGCUGGCGGGGGCCUCCGGGCCUGGGGGAGCCUGGUGCUGCUGGGCCUGUGCAGCUGGACGGGAGCCAGGGCUGCUGCCCCCAACCCUGUCAGGGACCUCAGCGUGGAGGCUCAGACCACCAGCUCCAUCACCCUGAGGUGGGUGGCGCCCAAUGACCCUGACCUUCAGGACUACACCUACUGGAUCCAGUGGACUGAUGAUGGCGACAAGCCUGAGAACACAAGCACAACAGACACGAAUGUCACAGUGGAUGGACUGAAACCUGGGUCCUUAUAUGAAUUUUCCGUGUGGGUGGAGACGAAUGGAUCCGUUAGCCCCCAGGAAACUCUCAAUGCCACCACAGCCCCCAACCCUGUCAGGGACCUGAGUGUGGAGGCUCAGACCACCAGCUCCAUCACCCUGAGGUGGGUGGUGCCCGAUGACCCUGACCCUCAGGACUACACCUACUGGGUCCAGUGGACUGGGGAUGGCGACACACCUGAGAACACAAGCACAGCAGACACGAAUGUCACAGUGGAUGGACUGAAACCUGGGUCCUUGUAUGAAUUUUCCGUGUGGGUGGAGACGAAUGGAGUCCUUAGCUCCUGGGAGACUCUCAAUGCCACCACAGCCCCCAACCCUGUCAGGGACCUGAGUGUGGAGGCUCAGACCACCAGCUCCAUCACCCUGAGGUGGGUGGCGCCCGAUGACCCUGACCUUCAGGACUACACCUACUGGAUCCAGUGGACUGGUGAUGGCGGCACACCUGAGAACACAAGCACAGCAGACACGAAUGUCACAGUGGAUGGACUGAAACCUGGGUCCCUGUAUGAAUUUUCCGUGUGGGUGGAGAAGAACGGAGUCUAUAGCUCCUGGGAGGCUCUCAAUGCCACCACAGCCCCCAAUCCUGUCAGGGACCUGAGUGUGGAGGCUCAGACCACCAGCUCCAUCACCCUGAGGUGGGUGGUGCCCGAUGACUUUGACCCUCAGGACUACACCUACUGGGUCCAGUGGACUGGUGAUGGCGACACACCUGAGAACACAAGCACAGCAGACACGAAUGUCACAGUGGAUGGACUGAAACCUGGGUCCUUGUACGAAUUUUCCGUGUGGGUAGAGACGAAUGGAGUCCUUAGCUCCCAGGAGGCUCUCAGUGCCACCUCAGCUCCCAGUGAAGUCAUGGAUCUACAGAUUGAAACUCAGACCAACAACUCAAUCACUCUGUCAUGGAAGGCCCCCGCGGACCCCUACUCUCAUCUCUACAUGUACUGGGUCCAGUGGGCCAGUGAGGGACAUCCUCAGAGGGAGCGAGAUCUCCGAGGACUUCAGACCAACCAGACAGGCAGUACCAAUGAGACCAGGUAUGAAGUGGAGACCCUGGAGCCCGGGACUCUGUACACCUUCAGCGUGUGGGCAGAGAGGAACAAUGUAGCCAGUUCCAAACAGAGCCUCCAUGCAUCCACAGCCCCGGACCCUGUCACCAUCACUUCCUGCAUUAGCACCUCUGGGGGCUAUGGGGUCAUCCUGACCUGGUCCUGCCCCCCAGGAGGCUACGAGGCCUUUGAGUGGCAGGUGGGUAGACAGCAGGGCUCCCAAGACAAUUCUUCCUGUGAGACGGGCGUAUCCGUGUUGGGUCUCCAGCCGGCUUGGUCCUACACAGCCACCGUUACGACCAUCUGGGAUGGAAUGAGGGCCCCGUCUACCCCCAGGACUUGCAACACCGAGAAAGCAGGGGUCAUUGCCGGAGUCGUUGUCAGUGUCCUCCUGCUUCUCGUCAUGGUGGUCCUGGUGGUUUUCUUCCUGAAGAAGAGGCGUAAGAAGAGUGAGAAGAAAUCAGCACCCAUGGAUCGAGUCUACAGCUUUGCAGGGCACAUUCUGGCAGAAGACUUUGCUGACCACGUCAGGGAAAAUGAGAAGGACAGCAAUUGUGGCUUCGCAAAUGAGUACCAGCAAUUGGUCCUGGAGGGCUACAACCAGCCUCAGAUGGUGGCCUCAGCUCCGGAAAACAGCUCCAAGAAUCGUUAUAGAAAUGUGCUGCCCUAUGACUGGUCCCGUGUGCCCCUGGCAUCACUCCACGAGAAGCCAGGCUCCGACUACAUCAAUGCCAGCUUCAUACCUGGUCUCUGUGAUCCCCAGGAGUUCAUUGCAGCCCAGGGCCCCCUGCCCCAGACCGUGGCUGACUUCUGGCGCCUGGUGUGGGAACAGCAGAGCCACACCUUGGUCAUGCUGACCAACUGUGUGGAGUCCGGCCGGGUGAAGUGUGAGCAUUAUUGGCCCCUAGACGCCCAGCCCUGCACCCAUGGGAACCUACAAGUGACCCUGGUGGGUGAGCAGGUGAUGGAGAACUGGACGGUACGAGACCUGAAGCUUUGGCAUAUACAGGAGCAGAAGACUCUGUUCGUGCGUCAAUUCCACUACAUGGCCUGGCCAGACCACGGCGUCCCCCACUCCCCAGACCCCUUGCUGGCUUUCUGGAAGAUGCUCCGGCAGUGGCUGGACCAGACUCGGGGGGAAGGCCCCCCCAUCGUGCACUGCAGUGCUGGCGUGGGCCGCACGGGCACCCUCAUCGCCCUGGACGUCCUGCUGCGGCAGCUGGAGCGUGAGGGCCUCGUGGGGCCCUUCAGCUACGUGAAGAAGAUGAGGGAAAGCCGGCCGCUGAUGGUGCAGACUGAGGCCCAGUACGUGUUCCUGCACCAGUGCAUCCUGCGGUCUCUCCAGAUGCCACCCCCAGUCCUGGCCGAGAAGGAAGCCACAUACCAGAAUCUGCUCUACGAGAAUGUGGCCGCCAUCCAGGCCCAGCAGCAGGAGGCCUAAGCUGUGGGAGAGCUGAGACCCCAGCCCAGCUAGACUCAAACUCUGCAUCCCUACUUCAGCCCAGAUUCCUGGACCCCUGGGAGAGCAGAGGGCUGGGGUCGCAGACUCCUGGGUCCUGCAGGAGGAGAGGGCUGGCAGCCUAAACUGUUUUCCUAGGGGGGAGAGGUCAGGUGGCGGCCAGGAUCCUGGAUUCCUGGUUCCUUG
Molecule: messenger RNA, 3078 nt
Organism: Diceros bicornis minor
Lineage: Eukaryota; Metazoa; Chordata; Mammalia; Perissodactyla; Rhinocerotidae
Gene: PTPRH
Product: protein tyrosine phosphatase receptor type H
Exons: 18
Coding region: 73-2874 (933 amino acids)
Biological process (GO): angiogenesis; protein dephosphorylation
Molecular function (GO): protein tyrosine phosphatase activity; cadherin binding
Source: RefSeq, a predicted model, not a curated record